UCUCAACCCAGUCAGUUGAAAGAUACAGAAGCGAAAUGAUCUCGAAGUGGUUCGGAUGUCUGGUUCUCAGCUUGGCAGUGAUUUCUGCCCAGGGGGAAGUACCGAUAGUGACGCGCGCCGAAUGGAAUGCGAAGCCCCCUAGCGGACCCAUGGAUAGCAUGAAAAAUCCACUACCCCGAGUCGCAAUUGCUCAUACAGCCGGAAAUAGUUGCAGUGACGAUGCAGGAUGUGCCCUGGCCAUGCGCAACAUGCAGCACUUCCAAAUGUCCAGCCAGAUGUUCUCGGAUAUAGGAUAUCACUACAUGAUCGGAGGCAACGGAAAGGUCUACGAGGGCAGGAGCACCAACCAAAGAGGAGCAUUUGCUGGCUCAAAUAACGAGGGAACACUGGGAAUAGCCUUCAUUGGUACAUUUGUAAACUCCCUCCCGAACCAGGAGGCCUUGGAGGUGGCCCAAAGGUUGCUAGAACAGGCCGUCCAGCUGGGUCAGCUACUGGAAAACUAUAAGCUAGUGGGACACCGACAAUUAAGCGCCACCGAGAGUCCCGGAGAGGCACUCUACGCACUCAUAAAGCAAUGGCCGCAUUGGAGUGCACAAAUUUAAAUAAUAUGAGAUACAAAAUUGAAAAAAAUAUUAACAAUUUCAUAAGAUUUCGACACGUAAAGACCACUCCUUACACAUUUAUUUUGUAAAUAUAAUUAUGUAUAAUUUGUUUUUUGCUUAAAUACGAAUACUAAAAUUGUAAUUUUGUUGA
Messenger RNA from Drosophila ananassae, 753 nucleotides. It is a transcript of the gene PGRP-SD, whose product is annotated as peptidoglycan-recognition protein SD. NCBI's taxonomy places the organism in Eukaryota, Metazoa, Arthropoda, Insecta, Diptera, Drosophilidae. The record is from RefSeq and is a predicted model, not a curated record. Gene Ontology annotation, biological process: peptidoglycan catabolic process; innate immune response. The transcript has a single exon. The coding region runs from base 36 to 602 and encodes 188 amino acids. Gene Ontology annotation, molecular function: N-acetylmuramoyl-L-alanine amidase activity; zinc ion binding; peptidoglycan binding.